CGUAUCAGCAACAGUCAGUCGUUAUCAUCACCCGCGGAGUCUUGUAGACCCCAUCCCGCUGCCCCUUCUCCACACGGAAUACACACAGAAAGCACUUUCCCAUUCUUUCUCGUCCUUUACCUUUCAGUCUGUAUCGCUCGUUCGUGGCACGUCAUUCGCUAGAAAGGAGAGAGGGAGAAAGGAGUCUCGAUGAUGGGUUCCGGAAAACACCACAAGUUUGGCGUUGUCCUUGAUGCAGGUUCGAGUGGGACCCGACUAUACAUUUACCAGUGGAAUGAUCCGGUACACGCUCGCAAAAAGGCGUCGACCGAGAAGCUGCGCAGUAUUCCCAAGAUCAAAACGAAGAAGCAGUGGACGAAGAAGGUCAAACCAGGAAUCUCCACGUUCCACGAUAAGCCCGGAUCCGUCGGCCAUGACCACCUCGCGCCGCUUUUCGAACAUGCGCUGAAGUCGAUACCGCGGGCCGAAGUUCCGAACACGCCGUUGUUCCUGCUCGCGACGGCGGGAAUGCGAUUGGUUCCCGAGAACGAGCGGAAGCGGCUGCUGGACGAAAUCUGCACGUACGCGCGACGGAACACCGAGUUUCUCCUUCCCGACUGUGACUUGCACAUCCAGGUGAUACCCGGCGAAACCGAGGGAUUGUACGGGUGGAUCGCGGCAAACUAUCUGCUGGGCGGGUUCGACGACCCGACGGUCCACGACGCGCAUGCACACAGCAAACAUGGCCACCACACGUAUGGAUUCUUGGAUAUGGGUGGCGCGUCGGCGCAGAUUGCGUUUGCGCCGAAUGCGACGGAGUCGAUCAAGCAUGCCGAUGACCUGAAGCUGCUCCGACUGAGGACCUUGGAUGGGCAGGAUAUGGAGCACAGGGUGUUUGUGACGACUUGGUUGGGGUUCGGCGUGAACGAGGCUAGGAGGCGAUAUGUCGAGAGGAUCGUCGAGGCAAGCGGCGCCCCUGGAGUCAAGGAGCUCCCGGAUCCGUGUCUCCCGAAGGGACUGUUGAGGACUUUGGAUGGAAAAGAGAUUGAGGAUCCGGCUGUGGCGAAGAAGACCGUGCAUCUGAUCGGAACAGGCCAGUUCGCAGAAUGCGAACGGCAGGCCUACCAUCUCCUCGACAAGGACAAGCAUUGCGUGAAUGCGCCCUGCCUUCUCAACGGCGUACAUGUCCCGGCCAUCGACUUCGACGUCAACCACUUUGUUGGUGUAUCGGAAUACUGGCACACUACGCACGAGAUCUUCGAGGACAAGCACUCGACAAAGGCUUACGAUUUCGCGACCUACCAGAAGCGCGUGAAGGAGUUUUGCGAGCGUGAUUGGCACAGCAUCGACGAGGAUGUGAGCAAGCAGAAGUGGGGCAAGAAAGUCGAUGUGGACACUGCGAUGCAAGUCUGCUUCAAGGCGUCGUGGAUCAUCAAUGUCCUUCACGACGGAAUUGGAGUUCCACGUGUAGGGCUCGAGAGCCUGGGCAAGAGCUCUCACAACGGGACUAAGGAGGUUAUCGAGGCCGUCAAGGAGAAGGGAUUUAUGGAUUCUUUCCAGCCCGUCGACAAGAUUGAAGAUGUCGAGGUGUCGUGGACACUAGGACGAAUGAUUCUCUACGCGUCCUCGCAAGUUCCGCCGGCCAAAGUCGAGGGCAAAGAAGCACUUCCGGUAGGCUUUGGCGACAAUAUCUUCACCGCGAACGGCGUCCCCGAAGGAUUUCAAUAUGGAGGGAGCGGGCCGCAAGGUAAGCACGGGAAGCCGUCGUUCCCCAGUGGAAACUACACGGCGCCAGACUCGCACUGGCAUGAUUCGUUGUGGCAAGAGGGCGAUACCGCUCCCCGCCGGAUUCCCGGUCUGGUCCUCUUCCUGGUCAUCUUUGGUUUCGCCGCAUUGCUCCUCAUCGGCCGCGAGAGAAGGCGCAGGAUACUUCACAUCUGCGCUUCCACCGUCAAGAGCAAGAAGCGCAAGAUCCUUGGAAGCACCGGAAUCGUUACGUACGAGCGGGUAUUGGAGGAUGGAUACGAGAGUCCGUCGACGUUUGAGCUUGGAAGUUAUGACGACGAGGAGGGAUGGGGGACUCCGAAGCUCGAGGCUGGGCGCUACGACGACCCGGGCCUUGGCCCCCCACGGCUUGGACUGCAUGUGGCGGGAUCAAGCUCGACCGUUGGGCUUGCGACUAGGGUAGAAAGCAGGGAGCGACUCGCCACGCGGAGCAGGGAAGUGAGUCCAUCUCGGAAGGGCCCGCGUGCGCGGAGUCCUCUGCCGCCUCGAUAGUUUUGGGUGGGCGGAGAGCGGUGGAAUGAGGAACGAGGAGGUCUAGGGCUUUCUCUUACGGAAUUAAUUGUGUUGUGGUGGGUGUUCUUCUUUACGCUUUCUUUUGUCGGGUACAUCAACUUUUAGUGCUGGGUUUGUUUGGUCGCUCUUGCUGUCGUCACAAAAUGGGGUUCUUGUUUGAUUCUUUUUGUGUUUGGGUCCGGUGUUAAUUUCCGUUUUUGUUUUUUGUUUUCUUGGGGCCCGGAGUACAGUGCCUGGGUGUUUUCUUGAGGAUUUUGGGGGAUGAAAAGCCGAGGGAAUGUAGAUGUCAUUGUGGCUUAUUGUGGCUUGUUGUGUAGUAUUGAUGGAUCUGAAGUCGUGAUAUGAUGUUGCAUCGAAAUUGACACAGCGAGAAUCUUCCGGUGUUGAGUG
Molecule: messenger RNA, 2667 nt
Organism: Tricharina praecox
Lineage: Eukaryota; Fungi; Ascomycota; Pezizomycetes; Pezizales; Pyronemataceae
Product: nucleoside phosphatase family-domain-containing protein
Exons: 3
Coding region: 190-2256 (688 amino acids)
Biological process (GO): nucleoside diphosphate catabolic process
Cellular component (GO): membrane
Molecular function (GO): nucleoside diphosphate phosphatase activity
Source: RefSeq, a predicted model, not a curated record